Molecule: messenger RNA, 1608 nt
Organism: Fulvia fulva
Lineage: Eukaryota; Fungi; Ascomycota; Dothideomycetes; Mycosphaerellales; Mycosphaerellaceae
Exons: 3
Coding region: 1-1608 (535 amino acids)
Biological process (GO): transmembrane transport
Cellular component (GO): membrane
Molecular function (GO): transmembrane transporter activity
Source: RefSeq, a predicted model, not a curated record
AUGCCGUCGACAACUCCGGAUCUCAUCCCUCACUUUGGCCACGCAGAUCCGGAGAAGCAAUUGGAGUACAACCUACCUUCGACACCCUUCGUCGACGAAACAGCGCGCACUUCCGACUACGAAUUCCAGCUCUCCAAGCGCCGCCAAACAUUCGGCGGAGGAUCGAGGGACAAUAUCAACUCUUCGAGGGCACCGACGGGAAGAAAGCAGGAAAUCCAACAUGACUUCCGCUACCUCAGCACAAUCGCAGCACUGCAGAACGGUGGUCUUCCUGGCCUGUUCUGGUCCAUGAUCAUAUGCUACAUCGGCCAGCUUUUCAUCAUUCUAUCUCUUGCUGAGAUGUCCUCGAUGGUGCCCGCCGCCGGCGGUCAAUACAACUGGGUCCACGCCUUCGCUCCACGCCGGUACAAAGAGAUCUUGUCCUACUGCGCUGGAUGGCUGUGCUCGAUCGGCUGGCAGGCGAGAUUCAGUGCGCUCUGCUAUGUCAUCGCCGGACUGAUCUUGGCCAUGGCGGAGCUCAACCACGACGACUUCCAUGGCACAUUCUGGCAGCGCGGACUCUUAACUAUAGCCACGGCCAUCUUUGUAUCCGCAUUCAACGCCUUCGCCGCAGGCCACAUCUCAAUUGCUGAAGGGUUCUUCGCCCUGUGUCACGUCUUUGCGCUGGUUCCGAUUGUGGUCUCGCUCUGGAUCUUGGUGCCGAAGAAGAGCGCUCGGGCCGUCUUUCUCAAUUUCCAGGACCACAAAGGCGACUGGCCAAAUGUCGGGCUAUCAACACUGGUCGGACAAUCCAGUGCAAUGUUCGUUGUCCUUGGAUCGGACGCGGUGACAUACAUUGCUGAGGAGAUCGAUAACCCAGAAUUGCUUGUGCCGCAGACGAUGCUUCGAAGCUUUUUGAUCAAUGUUCCCAUUACAUUGAUCAUGCUGGUCACUUAUGUUUUCAACGUUGGCGACGUGGAGGAGAUCCUGCGCGGGACAGUACCGCCUUUCGUCUCGGUCUUGAGCAAUGCUUUCAAGAACGUGGCGGCCACAACUGGCUUCUCGGUCGUCAUCCUUUGCCUGCUGAUCAUGGUGGCAACCUCCACAAUGGUUUCGACGUCGCGACAGCUUUACGCUUUCGGCCGGGAUAAAGGACUCUUCUACUCCAGCAUGCUUUCUCGUGUCCAUCAGAAGCUCAAAGUCCCACUCAAUGCUAUCCUCUCCACGACAUUCUUCACAACAGUGAUCACGGUCCUAACGCUCUUCAGCCAGACUGCUUUGCGCACCAUGGUCAGCCUGUGUAUUGUGUGUCUCAUGGCCACCUACAUGACCUCACUCAUAUGCCUGAUCAUGCAGCGCUUGAACCAUGUCCAGCUACCGGCUGCGAAGUGGUCACUAGGCCGUGCUGGACUGACAAUCAAUAUUAUUGCCCUGGUGUAUGCGGCAUGGGCGGUCUUCUGGAGUUUCUGGCCAAGCUUCUACCAUGUGACUGGAGCAAAUUUCGUUUGGGCGAUCUUGCUGUUUGUCUUCGUCUUGGCGCUGGCUUUGGUCACUUUCUUCGCGGGCAGAAGGCGACAAUCGCAAGAACGGGCAAGGCGUGUGAGUGCAGGCUUCCGUCUGAGAGUAUAG